Rhincodon typus (whale shark) is the source of this 2073-nucleotide messenger RNA. RefSeq names its product basal body-orientation factor 1. The record is from RefSeq and is a predicted model, not a curated record. The transcript has 11 exons. NCBI's taxonomy places the organism in Eukaryota, Metazoa, Chordata, Chondrichthyes, Orectolobiformes, Rhincodontidae. Bases 465 to 2030 code for a protein of 521 amino acids.
CUAAGCAGUGUCGAUCCACACGCCUCCACACCGUCACCUCCCCCCGCCACCCCACUCCACGCCUGUCUGGAGCCAUUCUUUAACCGAUAGUCCAUUAUUUUUAAAACCGAGUCUUUGUGCCCAGGUCAGAAUAGGAAGAAACAGGAGAAAUUAUCCUUCGAAGACAUAGUGUGAGGAAGAUCGCUUCCAGCAGGCGCUGUCGCCAUCUUCAGAAACUCAAAUGUUUUAGUCAGAAAAGAGGCAGCGCUGGGGAGAAAAAUCAUUAAAGUUACUCCAUCCUGGUUGGGGUGAAAGGAUGAAUUUGUGAUCAGAACCUCGCUGGCAGCCUCCCUUUGUAUUCUACAUCAUUGUGCAGGCGUGACAAGCAAAAGGGUUUAUUUCCCAGUUGGGAGCUUUAGGAGACUCUCUGCUUGCAGCAGAAACCUUCAUAGCGCAACAACUUCGAAACUUACCGCUCCGUGAACAUGCCGAAGAACAAGGGAAAAGGGAAAGGAAAUAAGGAUGAAAAGGCUGAUCCAAAACCCAUGGAAUCAGAUACAGAGAAGGCAAUGGCUAGUGCUGCUUUGUGGGAAUCGAGACUGAAUGCUGCUGAAAAGUCGCGUAUAGAGUACCGUGACACUGCACGGACUCUUGCCAGGACCAAUGAAACCUUAAUGAACGAUCGGUUUCAGGUAGAGAAGGAUGCCAUGGAAGUGAUCUCAUACUUAAAGAAACAGGACUUGGAGAAAGAGACAAUGAUCAACAAACUGCAGCAGCAAUUAGUGGACCAAAAGCAACAAGCUGUGGAGGAAAACAAAACAAUUGUCGAAACCUACACCCAAAAGAUGGAACAAAUGCAAGGCAAAAUGUUACAAAAAACAAAAGAAAUACAGCUGAUUCAAGAGGAACUGAACAGGGUCAAAGAAUUUAGGAAGAAACAAGUUUUCUUGGAAAAUGAAUUGGAUGAUAUAAAGGACACAAUGAACACAACAAACAAAGAGCACAAAGAAACGCUAAGAAAACUGGAAAACAAGUUUUUUGAAGAAAAGAUGCGUUUGGAGAGGGAGGCAGAACAAAGGCUAAUUCAGCUGACUGAACAGGCUCACACUGAAGCUAUUCUGAAUCUUAAUGAAAGAUCUCGUUGUGUCUUCAAAGAAAACAUAAGGCUACAUGAGAUGGUGAAGAUCUAUAAGAAAGAUGAAGAACUUAUGAAGAAGUCUCACAAGACUCUCGAAGAAAAAAGCACACAGCUGGAGAGUGAAAAGGAAACUAAUGAGCUAUUAGUGAAAGAAAAAGUGUCACAGUCGAGACAGCAGAGAAAAAAGAUCAGUGAGCUUCAAAGGAAGGUGGAGAACCUGGAAAAAGCGCUGGGACUCAUGGCAUCUGAGUUUGAGGCAGAAAAGCAAGCGAUCAAACGAGAAACUGAACUUAGAAUGGCAACUGGCAAGGUAGAGAUUGCCAGGCUGCAGGCAGUGAUUAAAUUGAAAGACAAAGAGAUGAAUCGAGUGAAGAAGCUUGCCAAAAACAUCCUGGACCAGCGUACUGAAGUAGAACUGUUUUUCCUGCAAGCCUUGGAUGAAGUGAGGCAGCAGAUCUUCCACAGUCGGGCUCACUACAAGCAGGCAGCCCAAGUUGCAUACCAGAAAUUAAUGCUGAAAGCAAGUACUGGCAAGGAGGAAUAUCCCAAGAUCAGGACCUUUAACAAAAGCGAGCAUAGCACAAACUGUGUGUACCAAGAUAUGGAACAAGCUGAUAAGUGCACUCAUGUUGGAAAAGUAAAUAUCUCUGACUUAACUUGGGAGCAGAAGGAAAAGGUCCUGCGCCUGCUGUUUGCAAAGAUGAAUGGAUUUAAAACAAAUAGACUGAGGAGGAAACCAAUUCCUGAAAAUGGAGUGACUGCAAAGGAACCAGAAGCAGUUAGCCCUCAAGAUGAGAAGCACAAUCCGACUUUUAUCACUCAGGCUCCUGUUGAGCCUGAAUCAAGCCCUAUCGUUAGCUUAUCAGAUCAGCUGUCACAAGAAAUUAUAUUACCAGAUAUAGUGUCAAAAUAAAAGAACCAUAAAACAGUUUGAUAUAUUAAUAUGUUGAAAUGAG